AUGUUUGCCAAACAGCUUACCUCUGAGCAACUAAAGCAGAUUGAACUUAACAGACGUGCUGCUCUUCAGAGACUAGCCACCCGCAACGUUCCUGUACCCAUCGGAGAAAGCUGGCAAAGACACAUUGGAGCAGAAUUUACGAAAUCUUAUUUUACAAAACUGUCAUCAUUUGUUGCAGAGGAGAGGAAACAUUUUAAUAUCUAUCCCAGUCCUGAGCAAGUCUUCUUCUGGACCCAUACAUGUGCAGCAGAAGAUGUAAAGGUGGUCAUUCUGGGUCAAGACCCCUAUCACAAUCCUGGCCAGGCCCAUGGGCUGUGCUUUAGUGUGCCAAAGCCCACACCACCACCGCCGAGUUUGGAGAAUGUAUUUGCAGAAUUGAGUGCCGACAUUGAUGGCUUCCAGCACCCAGGUCAUGGGGAUCUGACCGGAUGGGCUACACAGGGAGUCCUUCUGCUGAAUGCAGUACUGACAGUCCGAGCUCACCAGCCCACCUCUCAUCAGGGACAGGGCUGGGAGAUCUUUACAGAUGCUGUGGUUCAGUGCCUUAGUACAAACCUGAGUGGACUGGUUUUUCUCCUGUGGGGCUCUUACGCACAGAGGAAAGGUUCGGUCAUCGACAGGAAACGACAUCACGUCCUACAGACCUCACACCCCUCUCCAUAUUCAGCUAACCUGGGAUUCUUUGGAUGUCGGCACUUCUCCAAAACCAAUCAGCUCCUUGAGAUGUCUGGAAAGACGCCAGUCGAUUGGAAAUCUCUUUAA
Molecule: messenger RNA, 762 nt
Organism: Chanos chanos (milkfish)
Lineage: Eukaryota; Metazoa; Chordata; Actinopteri; Gonorynchiformes; Chanidae
Gene: ungb
Product: uracil DNA glycosylase b
Exons: 6
Coding region: 1-762 (253 amino acids)
Biological process (GO): base-excision repair; base-excision repair, AP site formation via deaminated base removal
Cellular component (GO): mitochondrion; nucleus
Molecular function (GO): uracil DNA N-glycosylase activity
Source: RefSeq, a predicted model, not a curated record